UUGAGAGAGAAAUGAGAGAGAGAGAUCAGAUCAGAGUAGAGAGAGAGUGUUUAGAGAGAGAAAGAGAGAAACUUGGAAAAGAAGUUUGUAUCUCACAACAUGCAUAUCACAGCACACAAAGUCUAUUUAUAGGCCACACUAGUACAGCUGAUAUAACAGGCCAGGGAAUUACACCCUUACCCCUGACUCUAAUUCCCUGGCUACUACUAUUAGCUAUCACUACUAAUAUUAGUAUUACUAUGAUCCUCACAAGUAGCUUGCUAUAAUGAAAAAUAUAUCGAUCCAUUUAUGCAAUAAUUUCAUAUUUGAAAAUUAUGCAUAUUAAUAUGGCAUGAAACAAUGAGAAAAAUAUAAAGAUAAGCGAUAUCUCGCAAUGGUAAGCUCACAAGAAUGCUUAUCUCAACAUCAGCAGGCUUUCCAAGGUUGUAGAGGUUCUCACCUCUAAACUGGUAAACACACUCAUGCUAAGUGCCACUUUGUGGCCAUAGAUAUAUUCUAUGCCAGGAGCUUGAUGAUAUUGUUACUUCAUCCCAUAAUUGUGAUGUGCCGCAUGUUAAUUGCAAUGACUAUUAGCUACUUGGCAUCACAGACGACGACUUUACAUGUCUUUUGGCAGGAUUGACAACACCAAAUAUAAAUUGAAGCUUUCCAGAGUCCCACUGAUGACAAUAUGAGGAAAUAGAUUAAAUAGGGAUAUGAGCAAGAUAAAGACUUGCUAGAUUGUCCUGUCAGUGAUGAGAGAAGAGCAAAUCAUGGCCAUCAAGGAUGGUUGUUACUCCUCUGGUGCUCAUUUGCUGGUUUUAUAUUAGGUAUUUAAUCAAGGUUAUUUCUAUGUGUCUACAAACUGUCUUAUUAGCUAUAUGUGAUGAUUCCGUUGUUUUAUACAAUAUAAUUAAGAUUGUUUGUGUUUUUGCAAAAUAUUUUGACGUACCAGUCUCAAGACUCCAUGUUCUUAAUAUUUGAUUUAUGUAAGACAACAUGUGCUACAUUUUUUAUGCUUAUGGAGCUGGUUUAACAGGUUUCAUCAUGGCUUACAAUUAUAAGAAAGUGGCGCUUUUUCUGCUAGCAGCAUUGGUAGGAAAAGAGCAUGGAGUUGUUGCAGGGUUAGCUGGAUGUGGUUUAAUCAAGUCUGUGGUUUCUGUGGAUUGCAUUGUAAUGCAAGAUUUGAAAACAGGUCAUCUCAAAUUAACAUCUCCUCGAGCUAUGCUACUAAGCCAGAGCAUUGGCACAACAAUAGGCUGUAUGGUGGCUCCCCUAAGCUUCAUGCUUUACUACAAAGCAUUCGAUGUGGGGAAUCCUACUGGAGAAUUCAAGGCUCCUUAUGUUGUAAUAUAUAGAAGCAGCAUUCUCGUGGUAGAAGGCUUUUCAGCUCUGCCUGACCAUUGCUUGCAGCUCUGCUAUGGGUUCUUCUCAUUCGUUAUAUGCAUUAACUUGGUUAAAUACAUGUUGCCGAAGAAGAUAGGGAAAUGGAUGCCACUGCCAAUGGCCAUGGGAGUUCCUUUCCUGGUGGGCAUCUAUUUUGGAAUUAGUAUGUGCACUGGAACCAGGAUUGUGUUUGCUUGGGAAAAGCUUAAACCAAGAAAGGCAGAGCUGAUGGUUCCAGCAGUCGCUUCAGGCUGGAUCCUACCAUCCUCCAUUCUUGAUUUGGCAAAGAUAAACCCUCUGGAGAGGGACGCGAAUGAUUGUGACGUGUAAAAAGAAUAGUGUAGAGUGUGAGAUCCUUUGUGGAAGCCAUGUGGUCUAGGCACCUAAUCCCACGUAUCAACAUGGUACCUACUGAUACAAAAUUUCCUUUUGCUUUUAAAAGAACACAAUUUCCUUUGCAAAUUUGUUACUCGAUGACCAUUAAUAAGGGUCGGGGACAGUCACUCGAUACCGUAGGUUUGUAUCUGCUGCAACCUGUUUUCUGUUAUGGCCAGCUUUAUGUGGCUAUUUCUAGGGUUACUUCUCUUCAAGGGCUCCAUAUGCUAAUAUAUAGCGAUGAAGGUUCUACCACUGAUUUAGUGAAAGUUGCUGAUAAUAUGCUUUAUGUUUAUCCAGAGAACUGUAUUCUAUGCUCGGAUGAUAGCUACUGUGAACAUAUUGUAAUGUCAGUAUAUUAUUGCUAUUUUAGUUAAAUAUGACAUGCAUGGCUUUAUUUUUAAAUAUGAUGAUUAAUGUAAAACUGAGCCCGACAACUGUUAAUAUUGUCAUCUACUUACCGGAGUAUAUUAUAUUACAUAGACUGUCUUUAUUUGGGACAACUUGAUUUGGGAUUGGACUGUGAUAUGUAUUUUCAUAUUAUAACAUGUUAUUCAGCCAUGUGAUUGGAUUUGAGAGUUCGACGUGUUUAUGAGCUGCGCUCGGAAUAUAGUUUCAUUCUACAGCCUGCCAUGCGGUGCAGAAUUGCUAGAUACAAAGCUUUCAGAUGGUGUUCGCUGCAAUGUUUCAAGUGGAUCAUCUUCUACAAAUGAUGAGCAGCGUGCAGUCUUAGCAAUGGUUUGGGCAGUCUUAGCAAUAGUUUGGGAGAGAUUUAGGCUGCAACAGUUAGACAUGCUGCCUUUUAUUGUUUCUCUUCCUCUGCGUCAUGUAAGCGAUGAAUAAAUGUGAUUGUGUUUUUUAUACGACUAAUAUGGCAUUAAAGUUUUUUAAUUUGAGACAUAGGAGCCGUGCACCGAUUUAUUAGGUAGGCUAUAUGUUUAAGUAGCUCUGAGUUUCCAAGCGAUAGCUAGUCUUUGAUCUAUUUACAAAUGCUGCUGCGUUUCUUUAACAAUUAAGAGUGGUCAUAUAUUAUAGUGCCUCAUUCCAGUUGGAGUAUGAUAAGUGCUAAUUUCAGGGUUUUCUACAUCUGCAGCUUUUCUACAUUUGCAGCCAUCAAAUUUUCAGGAUUUCUACAUUUGCAGCCAUACAUGAAUUCUAUAAUAUAUGAUAGGUCACAAGAGC
Molecule: messenger RNA, 2922 nt
Organism: Daucus carota subsp. sativus
Lineage: Eukaryota; Viridiplantae; Streptophyta; Magnoliopsida; Apiales; Apiaceae
Product: metal-nicotianamine transporter YSL1
Biological process (GO): response to iron ion; seed development
Cellular component (GO): plasma membrane
Molecular function (GO): oligopeptide transmembrane transporter activity; iron-nicotianamine transmembrane transporter activity
Source: RefSeq, a predicted model, not a curated record